This is a messenger RNA of Verticillium nonalfalfae, 333 nucleotides long. RefSeq lists its product as uncharacterized. Bases 1 to 333 code for a protein of 110 amino acids. The record is from RefSeq and is a predicted model, not a curated record. NCBI's taxonomy places the organism in Eukaryota, Fungi, Ascomycota, Sordariomycetes, Glomerellales, Plectosphaerellaceae. Gene Ontology annotation, molecular function: structural constituent of ribosome. Gene Ontology annotation, biological process: ribosome biogenesis; translation. The transcript has 2 exons. Gene Ontology annotation, cellular component: mitochondrial large ribosomal subunit; ribosome.
AUGUCGGCCCUUUCCCUCGCCCGCUCCUUCGGAGCGCUCACCCUGACGGCGCCGCGCGCCCUCGCCGCCACGGCCCCGACGAUGACGAAGACACAGACCCGCGCCCUGACGACGGCACUCUUCUCGCGACCGCGCGUAGGCCUUGCCGAGUCGACGCCCAAGACGGCGGUGCAGACGAUCGUGCAGCAGGUUCGGGGCAUGAAGGUGCACAGCUCUGUGAAGAAGCGAUGCGAGCACUGCAAGAUCGUGCGCAGGAAAGCUGGCAAGCGACACAACGGCUACCUCUACGUCAUCUGCAAGUCGAACCCCAGGCAUAAGCAGCGCCAGGGCUAA